Molecule: messenger RNA, 6190 nt
Organism: Zonotrichia albicollis (white-throated sparrow)
Lineage: Eukaryota; Metazoa; Chordata; Aves; Passeriformes; Passerellidae
Gene: N4BP1
Product: NEDD4 binding protein 1
Biological process (GO): negative regulation of protein ubiquitination; negative regulation of proteasomal ubiquitin-dependent protein catabolic process
Cellular component (GO): nucleus; PML body
Source: RefSeq, a predicted model, not a curated record
GGGCGCUGCCAGGCGCCGUCGCGGGCCGAUGACGCGGGCGGUCGGUGCGGCGUUUCCCGGUGUCGCUGUUCCCGGUGUGAUGGGAUUGCGCGCCCCGCGCUGAUGGCGGCCCGCCGGACACCGCACGGCUCCGCGCCGGAGCCCAGGGUGGAUGAGUUCACCGUCCCCGCCGAGAAGAGCCGCCUCUUGGAGCGCAGCCGGGACCGCAUCGAGGGCUUGUUCGAGGUGCGGCUGGCCGUGCUGGGGGCGCAGGGGGACUGGCGGCCCGCGCUGCAGCCGCCCAACGCCAGCGCCAGGAUCUGGGUGCAGCUGGCGGGCUGCACGAAGGCCGUGAGCAGCGCCAAGGAGUACAUCAAGGGAGUGUGUGAACCUGAGCUAGAAGAAAAGGAGUACUACCCAAAGGACAUGCACUGCAUCUUCGUUGGUGCACAGAGCCUGUUUCUCAACAGCCUUAUUCAGGAUACCUGUGCUGAUGUAACAGUGCUGGAAAUGGGAUUGCUCAGUAUUAAGGGGGGUGCAGAAGCUGUUGUUAUGGCACAAAGUCAUGUGCAGCAGUUUGUGAAGCUUUUUGAGAAUAAUGAAAGUUUAUUAAAUGACAAUGAAUCAGAGAUUAAAAAGCAGUUCAGACAAUUUGUGGAAGCACAUGCAGAUAAGUAUACAAUGGAUUUACUGAUUUUGCCUAGUGCACUAAAAAGAGAGCUCCUGGCUCUCACCCAAACUGCUGUUUGUGAAGAGAAGACUGAUAUCAUAGACCUCACAGGCUCUGACAGCCCACAGCAACUUGGACAGAACAGCACCUCCAGAGUCAUUGCUGCAAACAGAGACGGAAGGGCAGGUGGGGAGGAAGCAAGAAGCAAUGCUGGCACACCUAUAACUGAGCUGACCAAACAAAUGGACACUGUGCUUUCUGAUGCUUCUGAAACAAGAUUUGUUCCCAUAAAGGACCCUCUGUUAGAGGCAGUGGCUUUUAAAGAGAGGCAGUCAUGUAAAAGAAGGUCCUCUGAUGAGGAGGAAAGGCUCCCUAAAAAGCAUUUCUCUUUGGAAAAGGAUCCACAAGUGAAAUCUGCUUUACACAAGAAUCCUUCAGACCCUGAUGCAGUUAUUGAUCUGGUUUUGGAUAGCUGCAUUGAAUCAGAUGGUCCUACUUACUGCCUUAAAGAAGGUGAUGCUCUCACUGAGGAAAUGGAAUAUAAGAUUCUUGUGAACUUUUUCAGAACCAUGGGAUAUUCCCAAAAUAUUGUAGAAAAGGUUAUCGGUAUCCUAGGACAAUCUACGGAACCGUUACUACUGCUAGAAGAAAUUGAAAAGGAAAAUUUGAAGUUUAAAAAAGAGCAUGAGCAGUCGUCUCAAAAGCCUGUAAGAACUGUAAGUCUUCCUUUAGGAAAUAAUGUAAAUAAUUCACAAAAGCUAGAAGACAAAGGCGUUUCUGGGAAUAAAAGUCCACUUAAAUCCAGCCAUACUUCAAAGGAGACAAAAAAUGAAUAUCACCAAGUGAGAGGUGCUUCAGACACACAAGUUGGUGCAGAAGAUAAAAUGCAUAGAUUGGUAUGCAAAUCUUCUCCUCCUCCCAGCAAAAAUUCAGUUGUGUGCUAUAAACAGAGAGAUGUUUAUGGCCCUGGUAAGAAUCAGAAUCCAAGGUUAAGCAGUGUAGAAACUGACAGUGGGGUGACUUCCAGCACUGUGCACGCCAGAGCUCUAAAAGAUGUUGGCUUUGUAGCCAGGGGGAGCUCAGAUGUGCAGCAAAUCUCAAGUAAGAGUAAAACUGCAUUUCAGCAAAAAACUGCAGGGCCCUCAACUGUACAGAACAGCCAGCCUGGUUCUGAGGAGCAGCUGGGACACUGCAGCUCCUCCCAAGCCAGGCCUCUCCACCAGCGCCUUUCCCAAACCUCGCAUUGUGACAAUCCUGGCCCAGACCGGUUACUGUCUUCACAAAAACACCCUUCAAAUCCAGACAGAGACACAAUGGGACCACAUCCAGAUCAUUCAGUUACUGGAGUUCAAAGAUUUUUGGACUCUCUGAAGAAGCCAUACAAACUGGAGUUGAUAAAUGAGCCUGGAAAACCAUAUUUAAAACAUAUAAUUAUUGAUGGAAGCAAUGUUGCAAUUUCUCAUGGUCUGAGGAAAUUCUUCUCCUGUCGGGGAAUUGCAAUAGCUGUUGACUACUUUUGGAAACGUGGCCACCGAAAUAUUACUGUGUUUGUUCCACAGUGGAGAACAAGACGUGACCCUUCCAUUACAGAGCAGAAUUUCUUAACGCAGCUCGAGGAUGUUGGAAUAUUGUCUUUAACCCCUGCAAGGAUGGUUUUAGGAGCAAGAAUUGCUGCUCAUGAUGACAGAUUUUUGUUACACCUUGCUGCUAAAACUGGAGGUGUUAUUGUGACUAAUGAUAACUUCAGAGAAUUUGUGACAGAAUCAUUUGCCUGGAGAGAAAUUAUUCAAAAAAGGUUGCUCCAGUACACUUUUGCUGGUGACAUAUUUAUGGUUCCUGAUGAUCCUUUGGGAAGAAACGGACCCAGAUUAGAUGACUUCCUUCGAAGUGAAGGCUAUUCUAGAGAUUCCUGGUCAACACACAAGGCUUUACAGAGCAGUGGACAAUAUUAUUCUGAGACACCCUCUUUCCUCCCCAGAGUGAGCAGUAGCAGUCAACAGCCUGGAGGCAGAGUGCAUGAUGAUCGUUCAUCCCCAUUGCUUCCAUGGGAAGAAAACACAGAGCCUUGUCCAGCAAUUCCCCCACAGAGAUCUCCCUCAGAAACAGCCCAGCUAAGAGAAGCCCUGAUCAGAAUUUUUCCUGACUAUGAUCAAAGGCAGAAGAUUGAUCAAAUACUAUCUAAUCAUCCAUUCAUGAGGGAUCUUAAUGCACUAUCUGCCAUGGUGCUUGACUGAAUGCUUCCACAGCUUUAUAUCACAACUGCUCUGACUAACAAUUAUCAAUGUGAAGAAAAAUGUCGCUCUUUUAUGUUACUUUGUGAAUAUUAAAUACCUAAUUUUAUUUGUAUAAACAAAGAUAUUUUUGUGUAUGUUCUGUUGCUAAUAGAUGCCAGGUUUUGGUAAAUUAAAAACUGCUGCUACAACAGAUUUUUAGUAAUAUUUUCUAUGGGGAAAAAAAAGUCUUCUGCUUCACUGGAAUUGCUUGUUAAAGCAGUUGCAGUACUUCCUUUUGAGCAGUGUUAGUACUUUUUGCAGAACCCUUUUCCUGGAAGGCAGAAUUCCCGUCGUUUGGAGACCCGCGCGUGGGAGCAGCUGCCAGCAGGUGGCGGCCGUGGGUCCGUGAGGAGCCCGCGAAGGGCGUGAAAAUCCAAGGAAAUCCAUUUGCUCCUUCAGGCUGGGAGUGCGGUGCGGGGCGGUUAGAAGAGAAGGUUUGAGUUCACAGCUCUCAUCGGGAGAAGGUGUUUUGAAUUCUUUAAAAGAUCUGAAAUCUACACUUGUUUUUAAAUUGGAAAUUAUCUUGACUAUUAGCGUUCUUUCAGGAUAGUUUAAAUAUCUUUAACAAUUGCACUGAUUCCUUGUCUGUUCUAAGUGUGAAUGGUGUGAUGUUAACACAAUGAGACACUGUCUGUAUAGAAAUGGCUUUUUUGUGCCGACCUACAAGCUGUAGUCAGCUCCACCCCUUUAGAUCUGUUCUGGGAUUAAUCCCAAAAAGUAAGGGGCGAAAAGGAAGAUAAUUUAUAAAAGCUGACCAACAGGACCACUUUCUAGAGCAGAGCAAAGUUAAGGUUGUCUAUAUCUCUGUACACACUUAAGUCCUUCCUUUUAACCAGUCUCUGGUGUCAAGUGUUCAAAGUGAGUAAAAUCAAAUUAGGCUGUAAAGACAACUUGGGCUCCAGAGCCCACAUUCAACUUCUGGUGUAUUGAGCCUUACCCUGAAGCAUUAGUGGCUAUCUCUCCAGUUCCAUGGGGUCUGAAGUCAGUCUUUGUUUAUGUGCAAAAGAACUGAAAUAUACUUGAGCAAUUGGGGCUUUUGAAAGACUGUUUGAAAGAUUUCUUUGCAUGGCCCUUUCACGUUUUGUGAAGUCAGAAACAGAAGGCAGUCUUGCUCUUCCCUGAACACAAGCAACCUGAAAGAGAAUUGCAGCAAGAACAAAAUAUUUUAUGAGCAGUAGUUACAGCUUCUCAAAAAUACAGGUGGUGAUGAAGAGAGGCCCUUAAUGUUUCUGCAUCCAAAUAGACAAAUCUAAAUUAUUCUUUUUUCUGUAUAAGCGAGUAGGAGAUUUGCUAUUCAGAUGGGCAGAGUCCUUCUGACCAGCACAUGUUUGCCAAGAACUAGUUCUUACCUGUGAAGUGUUAUGUAAUCUCUGAGUUCUAACCCCAUAAAAACUUAGGCAGGUUCUUAAAUCCUGUUUCACUGACUAUAGUUGGUAUAAUUUUAAUAAAUAGUAAGAGAAUAAUCAUGAGCUCCUUCACACUGCCUGGGGGGCAUGUGUACAUGUGUGAACAUGUUCCUUGAAGAACUUGCCUUCUUUUCAUUAGGUAUAUCCUUGAUUGCAUAUGUUGUUUCCACUUUAUAGGUGCUGGUGUGGGGAUAUAAAUAUAUUGUAAUCUUUAUUUCAUAGAGAAUUGCUUCAUGGAGUUGGAAGGGACCCACAAGGAUCAUCCCGUUCAACUCCUGGCCCCCCACGCUUCAAUUGCCAUCGCAUGCCUGAGAGCAUUGUCCAAAUACUUCUCGAGUUCAGUCAGGCUUGGGGCUGUGCCCACUUCCCUGGGGAGGCUGUUCAGUGCCCAGCCACCCUCUGGGUGAGGAGCUUUUUCCUGAUCUAACCUAAAUCCCCCCACUCAGCUUCAAGCCUCAAGUCCUGCCAUGAGAGCAAAGAGAUUGGUUCUCUUUCUCCUUUCUCUGUUUCUUUCUCCAAAGUCUGUUUCUGAAGCAUGCCUCGUGCUAUUCAACCUUGGUUGCUGCAAAAACUCAGCUAGAAGCAGUGUUUGGAGUGGAAAAUACCAGGGACUUUCCCUUACGUGUGCGUGACCUGGCAUUUCCCCUCCCUCCCUUUAAAGGGGUAAAGUCCCGAGACUGAUUCCUGGUGUGGGGCCAAGUGCAGGAUUUCUGUGACAAAUACAAGAGUUUACUGCCAAAAGGAGUGUUUUCUCUUACGUCUUAAGAGCACGUAAUGUAAACAAUUUCAUUGCAGUUGUCAACAAGCAAAGUUCAGAUGAGCCCCAGUAGUCGGUGCUAGUGCUGCUGCUUUCCUUCCUGUCUCAGUGCCUUUUUGGGUAGCUUGUGUUUUGGAAGAGCAUUUCUGAACCAGAGAGAGUGCCUGUGAAAGUUCCAUGACAAACAGUGACUCACAGUGUCUUUCUAACGCUGGCAGUGUUUCCUUCUGUUUUGCAAGCUUGCGGGCUAUGUUUGAUAUGAAUGCCUUUCCUGCUAGAAUUCUGUGUAGCUGCAUUAAAUGCUAUUUUUAAAUCUGGGGCUGGAUUAUGUUCUGGAUGGCUCUGUUUUAUUGGAAAGGAGUAGCUCUGCUAUAAUUCAUGUAUAAGACCUGUUAUUUUCACAAAUACAGUUUAGAAUAAUAAUGACUUUGCAGAUUCUGAGACCUAAUCUGCUGUCUGGUAUUUGGAGGACUCUGGUUAUGUAAGCAGGUGUUUCUCUGAUGUGUUCAGUUUCUCUUUUUUAUCGCAGAAUGGAAACCCAAGUGCCUUACAACAGUGUAACUCAUGGUGUCCAGACUAUUCCUCCCUUCCUGACUGCUACUGUUUGUGCUCAAUUUUGUACAUAAAUCUACCAGUUUUGUACAUAAAUCUACCAGUUUUCAAUUUUGUACAUAAAUCUACCAAUCUACCAGAUAUGUUGGUAUGUAAUUCUGUGCAUACAGUGGAAAUACUGCAGUGCUCAAGUAGAUGAUAACUUUGAAAGAACAGAUGGAUUUUAGAUUUGUACAUUUUUUAUCUAUGUAUUGUGUGCAUUUAUGUUUAGAAUGUGGUUCCAUUGCACUGUUCAAACUCUGCUGAGGUGCAUAUGACAAUCCCAAGUUUGUCCUGUCUGCCUUGUGGCUCACCAAGUUCUGUCAGAUUGCAUUGUAUAAUUUUUAAAUGGCUAAUUCAAAGGAAGCAUUUUUUUAAGAAGAAAAUGGGUUUGAAUGCACUGGAUCCCCUUUUCAGUCUCCACUUGAGUAUUUUUAACUGUUUCAGGAAUGAUAUUUUAAGUGUACAUAAGAGAAAUAAAAUAUUACAUAUUUUUAAUUAAACAGAAACAACA